AUGAUAGCGACCUGGGGGCGGAGCCCUGCCGGUGCCACCUGCUGCGGGGCGGCCUGGCGCCUGCGCUCUGGCCUGUCGCCGGUCUACCUGCGGGGGCUGGCGGAGGAGGAGCGCUUGCGCUCCGGGCCUUUCCGCCAGGGGAAGUCUCGCGGGGGCGGGGCGGGGCGGGGCGGGGCUGAGCGGGGAAGUUCUCGCGGGAUCUCGACGAGGAGCGGAAGCGAGGCGGCUGUGCUGCUUCAGCUACCGGACGGCGGCGGCGGCGGCGGCGAAGACGACGACGACGACGAAGACUGUGGCGGUGACGGCGGCGGGAACGGGCGCUGCUCUCGGGGAGCAGCAGCGGGGUCGGCGGCCGCUCGCACCGCUGCGGAGGGGCCGGCCGGGCGCGGAGCGGAGCAGCUGCGCCACGGUGAGUGCGGCGGGCGGCGGCGGGCGGCGGCGGGCGGCGCUGGUGCGGUGCCCCUUCCUCCCCGCUCCUCAGCGGGAGUCGGCCCGGGGGGCCCGGGCCCUGCGUACCGAGGGCUGCGGGGCCUGGAGAAGGGCCCCGAGAGAAGCCCGGGAGCACAGGGUACUCGUUCUGUGAGUCAGUCUGACUUGGCCCGGGAGGCGGGGGACUCGCAGCGGGCUGCGAGUGUGGUGAUCGAUGCUCCCCCGACCUGCACGGUCACCACGUCACCAUCGCAUGCUGAGGGACACUAG
Hippopotamus amphibius kiboko is the source of this 699-nucleotide messenger RNA. Its product is annotated as spidroin-1-like. The record is from RefSeq and is a predicted model, not a curated record. NCBI's taxonomy places the organism in Eukaryota, Metazoa, Chordata, Mammalia, Artiodactyla, Hippopotamidae. The transcript is spliced from 4 exons. Bases 1 to 699 code for a protein of 232 amino acids.